CGAGCACAGCCGUCACUGGUUCUUCAAGGGCCGCCUGUCCCUCGAUGGUCGCGCUGUGCCGGGGUCGCUCUUCGGGCGCCUGAUGGACACCCAGAGCUCCUCCCACCCCAACAACGUCAUCAAGUUCUGUGACAACAGCAGUGCCAUCCGGGGGGUCCCGGUGGCCGCGCUGUGGCCGCAGGACCCGGCCGGGCCCAGCCCCUUCGAGAAGAGAACGAGCGUCCGGCACGUGACGUUCACAGCCGAGACGCACAACUUCCCAACCGCCGUGGCCCCGUUCAGCGGCGCCACCACGGGCACGGGGGGCCGGAUCCGGGACGUGCAGUGCACCGGCCGGGGGGCGCACGUCAUCGCGGGCACGGCCGGCUACUGCUUCGGGAACCUGCUGAUCCCCGGGUUCGAGCAGCCCUGGGAGGACGCGCUGGCCCCGUACCCCGCGGCGUUCGCGCGCCCGCUCGAGGUGGCCAUCGGCGCCAGCGACGGCGCCAGCGACUACGGCAACAAAUUCGGGGAGCCCCUGCUGGCAGGCUUCGCCCGCUCCUUCGGGCAGGUCCUGCCCGGGGGGCAGCGCCGGGAGUGGAUCAAGCCCAUCAUGUUCAGCGGCGGCAUCGGAGCCCUGGAGGACGAGCACGUCCGGAAAGAGGCCCCGGAGCCGGGGAUGUUGGUGGUGAAGUUGGGGGGUCCCGUCUAUCGCAUCGGAGUGGGGGGAGGGGCCGCCUCCUCCGUCCAG
This is a messenger RNA of Pseudopodoces humilis (Tibetan ground-tit), 730 nucleotides long. NCBI's taxonomy places the organism in Eukaryota, Metazoa, Chordata, Aves, Passeriformes, Paridae. The record is from RefSeq and is a predicted model, not a curated record.